Sitophilus oryzae (rice weevil) is the source of this 2475-nucleotide messenger RNA. RefSeq lists its product as uncharacterized. The transcript is spliced from 3 exons. Lineage: Eukaryota; Metazoa; Arthropoda; Insecta; Coleoptera; Curculionidae. The record is from RefSeq and is a predicted model, not a curated record. Bases 1 to 2475 code for a protein of 824 amino acids.
AUGAAGAGGGUAUUCUCAUCUACUCAGGCAAAUCGCCUUUACACCAGGAUGGAGAAAAAUUUUCUUCGUGAGAGGAUUCAUACAUCUAGACGAGACUUAGCAAAGGUAGACAGGGAAUUGAUCGACCUAUUUUAUAUCCUUACCGCCAACAUGCAACCUGUAGACUGGGACAAGAUUGACGGAAUAACAUACCAAAAUAUGCAAAAUGAAUUGGAAAGAACAUCAGCUCGCCAGAAGAUCAAAUAUGAAAAACUGCAACCAAAAACCAAGCCGGAAUAUAGGAUAUCUCUUGAACCUGCUCGAACCGUGGUGAAUCUCACAGAUAAGACCCUUACGACAUCAGAAGUAACAUUAUUAGCGAAGGGAGGAAACUUUGCCAUAACACCGAAAGUGGUUCCAGUGGAAGACAUUAUUGCCGGAACAGAAGCUGCCAUACGUAACCUUCCUAACAGUAUCGCAGACGAAAUCCGAUUUGAAACGGUCAACAUAUUGAGAACUGCUAAGGCUCCAAAAAGUAAUCUGUCUAGGGAAGAACAUCAGGCUCUAAAAUCGCUGAAUGCUGACAAGGACAUUCUGGUCUUACCGGCAGACAAGGGGAAUGCUACGGUAGUAAUGAAGUCUGAGGAUUAUAGGUCCAAAAUCGAGGAUCUACUGGAGCCCCAGACUUAUAAGUUACUGAAGAAGGAUCCUACUGCCUUAAUUGUCAGAAACACCAACAGACUCAUCAAGGCCUCCUCACUCCCGGAACAUCUGAAAUCAAAAUUAAUUAACUCGGAAGCUCAACCACCACGCCUUUAUGGACUACCAAAAAUUCAUAAAGCUAGUGUCCCACUUAGACCGAUAGUGAGUGCUCCAGGAUCGCCUACUUACAACUUAGCUAAAUACUUGACUACGAUCCUACAACCGAAAGUCGGCAACACAAACUCUUAUGUGAAGGACUCAACGCAUUUCGUCCAAAAGCUAAAAGAUAUAAAACUGGAACCAUCUGACAUCAUGGUAAGCUUCGAUGUGGUAUCUCUAUUCACGAGAGUACCCCUAGGCGAGUCAAUGGAUCUAAUCAAGGAAUCAUUCCCACCUGACAUCGCGGAGCUCUUCCGAGUGUGUCUGACUGGUAGCUAUUUCUUAUGGAACGGCAAUUACUACGAACAAACAGAAGGUGUCGCAAUGGGUAGCCCAAUCAGCCCAAUAAUUGCUAAUUUCUUUAUGGAGAGAUUUGAAGAAAAAGCGCUAGAGUCAUCCGUUCUGAAGCCCGCUGUAUGGUUUCGUUAUGUGGACGAUACAUUUGUGGUUUGGAAACAUGGACGUGACAGCCUAGAUGACUUCCUUCAUCACCUUAAUUCGCAGAGCCCGAGCAUAAAAUUUACCAUGGAAACCGAAGUAAACAACCAACUGGCCUUCCUCGAUGUGCUUGUCAAGAGAAAUGGCGACCUUUUGGAUCACACCGUGUAUCGAAAACCCACUCAUACAGACCGGUACUUACACAAACUAUCAAAUCACCAUCCAAGCCAAAAACAGGGGAUUAUCGGAACAUUAGCAAAUAGGGCAAGACGUAUCUGUGCUAAUGAACACAUCCAAGAGGAACUAAGUCAUUUAAAUAAAGCCUUUCUUGCCAAUGGCUAUAAUGACAGAGAAAUAAAGGCGGCGCUGGCACCUAGGCAGAGGAGACCUGACGCCAAUGAACAGGAAAACAUCAUUAAUAAGGCCUUCCUUCCAUAUGUUUCCCAGGUCACCGAUAGGAUUGGUAAAGUUCUCAAGAAGCAUAACAUCAAAACCAUAUACAAACCUACCCGAAAAAUAAGGGACUGCUUAAGACCAGCAAAAGACAAAAGAGAACCAUUAUCCUCUGCAGGGAUCUACCGUAUACCUUGUUCCUGCGGUAGCGGGCAAACAGAGAAGUCAGCCGUAGCAGAACAUGCUCUAAGAGAUGGUGACCACAAAAUCCAAUUCGAAGACACCCAAGUCAUUGCCACAACAUCUGGAUAUCAUCCUCGUCUGGUCAGGGAAGCUGUUGAAAUUCACAAACAUCCAAAUAAUUUCAACAGGAAGGAAGAAACUUUCUACCUUAACAGAAUCUGGCAUCCAGCUAUAUCUAGGACCAAAGUAGCAGCACAGAGAAGUAGACCAGUUACGGAAGAACUACCACCCGAACAAGCCACGCCCCCUCCGCCGACGCAUAAAUACGCGCUACGCCGACGCGGAGGCAUCAGUCUAGAGGCGUUGGAAGAUUUAGAAGACGGAAUAAAGGUGAAUGAUAAACAUAUUAAUAUGAUCCGAUAUACUGACAAUACGGUGCUCCUAGCUAGCAAUGAGAAAGAUUUGCAGUGCCUGGUGGACAGAGUUAGCAGUAUUAGUCAGAGUCAUGGUCUUAAAAUAAACAUAAACAAAACAAAAUUUAUGAUUAUCGGCAAACUAAAUAUCGAAAAUAUCAGGACACAAGUAGAAGAUCAAAAUAUAGACAGAAGUAAGAAUAUUUAA